CCUCUCUCAAUUUUUUCCUGGGCAUCUUUUUAGUUGAGGUCUCUUGACAGAAGUGCUUUUUCAUUGCUAAUGCUUAUCCCACAUGUCAUUUGAUUCUUACCAGUCAUCUUCCACUUAACUUCCCAACACCGCCCCUUUACGCCUUGUUUAGUGGUCCCUAUCCAAGGCUGCUCUCUUUCCCUUCCGACUCAACGAACACUUUUCUGUACCUGUCUUUGUCUGGAUGGAUGAGUUUGGGAUGAACUCAGUCGAUCCAAAUUUUGCCAUCGACUUCGAUGAAUCUCUAGUUCCUGUCAGAGACAUCAGGCAAGCCAGGCAAAGCAGUGUAGAUUUUGAUGGGCUACUAGAGACUCCUCUCCUUCUUCAGGAGGACCUUAAAAAGGGCUGCGGAGGCCAACUAUGGCCAGCGGGCAUGGUCCUUGCCAAAUACUUAUUAAAUCAGCACCGCUCCAGCCUUGCCAACAAUUCAAUUAUCGAGUUGGGAUCUGGCGGCGGCUUGGUUGGGCUGGCAAUUGCGAGAGGUUGUCAAAUUGGUCCCUCGCCUGUGAUCAUCACCGAUCAAGCCCCGAUGUUGCCUCUAAUGGAAACAAACAUCAAGCUCAACAAGCUCUCAGAUCUUGUUACGGCCACCAUCCUGAAUUGGGGGGAGAAUAUCCCUGACUGCAUCCCCCCAAAGCCUUCGAUCAUACUUGCAGCCGAUUGCGUCUACUUUGAGCCAGCAUUCCCCCUGCUUAUAUCAACCCUGAAAGAUCUUCUUGGACCAGAUUCAACAUGUUAUUUUUGCUUCAGGAAACGUAGACGUGCUGAUCUCCGAUUCAUGAAAAUGGCAAGAAAGCUGUUCAUUAUUGAAGAAGUCCAAGAUGACCCUGAUGCAGAGACAUAUCGGAGUGAGAAUAUCUUCCUUUACACCAUACGCCGGAAAUCUAGUUGGAAUAGUAUAUCGAACUUGGCAGCGGUCUGAAUUUGCGAAAUGGUCUUG
Messenger RNA from Aspergillus saccharolyticus JOP 1030-1, 979 nucleotides. RefSeq lists its product as uncharacterized. Bases 224 to 961 code for a protein of 245 amino acids. The transcript has 2 exons. The record is from RefSeq and is a predicted model, not a curated record. Lineage: Eukaryota; Fungi; Ascomycota; Eurotiomycetes; Eurotiales; Aspergillaceae.